AUGUCCGAAGAAGAGGAGUCUAAGCGGGCGGACCGUGUGCGCGCUGAAGAUUUGUGGUUGGGCAGCGCGAAAAAGUUGAUUGUGCUUCCUGGUGCCUCGUCACAUGCUGCAUCAUUCCAAGUCGAAAGGGAAGACCACACUCUGGGCAAUGCUCUGCGUUACUUUGUCAACAAGAAUCCCGACGUUGAAUUCUGCGGUUAUACCAUUCCACAUCCUUCCGAGACAAAAAUGAACAUUCGAAUACAGACUUGGGAGGACACCGAGACAACAGCGGUCGACGCACUCAGAAAGGGACUGUUAGACAUGAUCGAUGCUUGCGAAGUGAUAUCAGAGAAAUUCUCCCAGGCGCGAGACGAAUUCAAUGCUUCAAAUUCAUGA
Molecule: messenger RNA, 378 nt
Organism: Cladophialophora psammophila CBS 110553
Lineage: Eukaryota; Fungi; Ascomycota; Eurotiomycetes; Chaetothyriales; Herpotrichiellaceae
Product: DNA-directed RNA polymerase I and III subunit RPAC2
Exons: 4
Coding region: 1-378 (125 amino acids)
Biological process (GO): DNA-templated transcription
Cellular component (GO): RNA polymerase III complex; RNA polymerase I complex
Molecular function (GO): DNA binding; DNA-directed RNA polymerase activity; protein dimerization activity
Source: RefSeq, a predicted model, not a curated record